Molecule: messenger RNA, 465 nt
Organism: Trichechus manatus latirostris (Florida manatee)
Lineage: Eukaryota; Metazoa; Chordata; Mammalia; Sirenia; Trichechidae
Gene: ASCL4
Product: achaete-scute family bHLH transcription factor 4
Exons: 1
Coding region: 1-465 (154 amino acids)
Biological process (GO): regulation of transcription by RNA polymerase II; developmental process
Molecular function (GO): RNA polymerase II transcription regulatory region sequence-specific DNA binding; DNA-binding transcription factor activity, RNA polymerase II-specific; protein dimerization activity
Source: RefSeq, a predicted model, not a curated record
AUGGAGAAACGUAGACCGGCUAGACUGCUGAACACCUUGCCCUACCACCUCCGCACUGUGCCCAUGGGCAUACCAGGGACCCUGCCGCGACUUCCCCUAAGUGACCCCUUCAGGGUGCCCUUCUGCGUGGACGCCGCUUGCUGGGACCGGGCGCAAGGGGGCUGCCCACGGAGACGGCAGUAUCUGUCCCUGCCGCUGGACGGCGCCUGCGAGCCCGCCUUCCUCUGCAAGCGCAACGAGCGCGAGCGGCAGAGGGUGCGCUGCGUGAACGAGGGGUACGCGCGCCUCCGAGACCACCUGCCCAGGGAGCUGGCGGACAAGCGCUUGAGCAAGGUGGAGACGCUUCGAGCCGCCGUUGGCUACAUCAAAUACCUCCAGGAGCUGCUGGAGCAUCACGCGCGGGGGCAGGAGGGCUCGGCCGGCGCCAGUCCCGAGCGCAGGGCCGAUUGCAACAGCGACGGCUAG